This is a messenger RNA of Globicephala melas (long-finned pilot whale), 3793 nucleotides long. It is a transcript of the gene ASB4, whose product is annotated as ankyrin repeat and SOCS box containing 4. Gene Ontology annotation, biological process: intracellular signal transduction. Gene Ontology annotation, molecular function: protein binding. Lineage: Eukaryota; Metazoa; Chordata; Mammalia; Artiodactyla; Delphinidae. The record is from RefSeq and is a predicted model, not a curated record. Gene Ontology annotation, cellular component: cytoplasm; nucleus.
UCCUGCUCACAGGCCGCGGCGGCUCCGCCCUCGGCGCGGCCCUUGGCCUUUGUCACCGCAAACCUGCCUCUUGAGACACCUUCCCGGCAGUGGGAACCGUCCUAUCCCGCCCCUGGUUAGGCCAAGGGAGUGACACUUUGAAUUCCUUCACCUCCCUUCACUAACAGACAACCCCACGGGAAUCUCAAGCAGGCUGCAGGCCUUUCUCAGUUCUCGAUUAAUCUUCGAAGACAUUCCUUCCGUCCUAGUCCGGAGGAGUGGCCCAGUAAAAUGAAUGAGUUUUUAAAAUUCUGGAUAAGAACAAGAAAGAGGAAGUGGAACCUGUGUUAAAUCAUCCUAAUGUUCUUGUAUGUGUGGGAAGAGAGCAGAGAUACUGGAUAACUUUAAACUUUCUUAAGGGGACAUCAGUCUUCGUUUUAUUAAGGGCUUCAAACUAAUAGGAUGAUGCCCACCCACAUUAUGGAGAGUAAUCUUCUUCACAGAAAUAAUGCCAUUUGCAGUGACAUGGAUGGACCUAGAGAUUGUCAUACUGAGUGAAAUGAGGAAACUGAAGACCCGAGGAGGUGAAAAGACUUGUUUAAGAGAGUACACAGAUUUGCUCAAGAUUCCCUGUCUACCCCUGCACCGCCAGGAGGACAGUAAAGCCUUGCAGAGGCUGCAUCAGCUGCUACUUUCUCAUUUCUUGUUUGCUGUGUGGACAGGCAUUGCAGCUGUGGUGACUGACGGUUAUUGGUUGCCUAGUUACAAAUUAAAGUCUUCCUGGGCCACGGGCCUGCAUCUCUCUGUCUUGUUUGGUCACGUGGAAUGUCUUCUGGUGCUACUGGACCACAAUGCUACAAUCAACUGUAGACCUAAUGGGAAAACCCCUCUUCAUCUGGCUUGUGAAAUGGCCAACUUGGAUUGUGUUAAGAUUCUCUGUGACCGUGGAGCAAAGCUCAAUUGCUACUCCUUAAGUGGACACACAGCUUUACACUUCUGUACAACUCCAAGCUCCAUCCUGUGUGCCAAGCAACUGGUUUGGAGAGGGGCGAACGUGAACAUGAAGACCAACAACCAGGAUGAGGAGACGCCUUUGCACACGGCUGCCCACUUCGGCCUCCCGGAGCUGGUGGCCUUCUACGUGGAGCACGGGGCCAUAGUGGACAGUGUGAACGCCCACAUGGAGACCCCACUGGCUAUCGCAACCUACUGGGCCCUCCGCUUUAAAGAGCAGGAGUUCAGCAGGGAGCAUCACCUCAUCUGCCGCAUGCUGUUGGACUACAAGGCCGAGGUCAACGCCCGGGAUGACGACUUUAAAACUCCGCUCCACAAGGCAGCCUGGAACUGUGACCACGUGCUCAUGCACAUGAUGCUGGAAGCUGGCGCAGAAGCCAAUCUCAUGGAUAUCAAUGGCUGUGCUGCCAUCCAGUAUGUGCUGAAGGUCACCUCCGUGCGACCUGCCGCCCAGCCUGAGAUCUGCUACCAGCUGCUGUUGAACCAUGGGGCGGCUCGAAUAUACCCUCCACAAUUCCACAAGGUGAUACAGGCUUGCCAUUCUUGUCCCAAAGCAAUCGAAGUUGUCGUCAAUGCCUAUGAACAUAUCAGGUGGAACGUAAAGUGGAAAAGAGCUAUCCCUGAUGAUGACUUGGAGAGAUACUGGGAUUUUUACCACUCUCUCUUCACUGUGUGCAGUAACUCUCCAAGGACUCUCAUGCAUUUAUCAAGAUGUGCCAUUCGAAGAACGUUGCACAGCAGAUGUCACAGAGUAAUUCCUUUGCUUUCCCUCCCAUUGUCAUUGAAAAAGUACUUGCUUUUAGAGCCAGAGGGAAUCAUUUAUUAAGCCUUAUGAGACAGGAGAUCCCAAUUCUAGAUGUUUAAGUGGACUCGCUGAGUAGACACAGUUUGCAUAAAUAAAAUGGUACUUGGGUUGAUUAUAACACUUCAGGGAUUUAAAAACACUUUACAAACACUAUGUCAUUAAUCCUAGAAUAUCACGGUGAGGGGAAAUAAACGAGAUAAAGUUAAGGUAGUCUCAAAAACAAGAGCGUAUCCAGAAGGUCCUGACAUAACAAUAAUAAUUAAUAUGUAUAGUGCUCUUACUUGGUGCCUGCUAUAAUUUUAUAAGAUUUUUCAUAUGUUAUCUCAUUUGAAAUGGGACCCAGGUUUUCUUACAACCAAUUUCAUCCUCUCCCUUAUCAGUAAUAAGUUUACAUUACCGUUCAGUUGGCAAAAUGCUAGGCAUUAGGAUGGGCCUCUUAAUCUUGGUGUCCUCCACCCACUCCCACUUAGCAGAAAUUACUAUGGCUAGUUUUGCAAACUCCUUUCCAUAUACUAAGCUCCUCAACUUACUUUUAGUGGAGAAAGCACGAGCAUACUCAAAACAAAGAAAUCUUUGAGUCAAAUUAGAAAUGAAAAACAAAGAUCAGUCCACUUGAAAGUCAAAAUGGACAUUUGAACACUCUCAUUGAACCAAAGACUGGAGAUGCAAAGAUGAGUCCGAAGCGAGGACUCCUGCCCUCCAGGAUCUCACCAUUUCGCAGAGGAUCCGGACAUAUAAGCAGGGAACUGCAGUGUCAGAUGUCAGAGGCAAGAGUAGAGGUGCAGAUUCAUUCUUAAUGCUUGCCUUUCAAAGUCGUGUUUCUGACAUGAAGUGCGGUUUUCUUUGAAGCAUGAUGAUAAAGAGUGAAGGGAUCGUGUGUAGUAGAGAGAUCUCCGGCUGCUAUGAGUGUAAAUGUAAAUGUAUUCACUUUAAGUUUCCAGGCACAUGUACUUAUUUUUAUUUUAGAAUGAUUUCGUGCGUAGUGCUUUCCCAGACUCCCUGGGGAAAAAUUGCACACUCAGUGGCUCCCAUGUGUGUGUGACAAGGAAGUUUAGGAAAAUGUGUGCAAGGAAACGUGCGAAGGGAAAGACUUAGGUUGAUUACUUUGGUCUUUUUAUGUAACAGACUGACAUUUCAGAGCAUUUUGGCUAGAAGAUAAGGGGCACUUUGCUGGUGAUGGCCAGCUGCAGAAAGCACAUGGAAAGACUUUUUGAAAAUGGUAAAAGUUUGAGAAACUUGGAAAGACUAGUGUGUUAAUCAGGUUUGUUAGCAGUUUGCAGAAAGAGAAACGUAGAUAAUUAACCUCUGGACCUCAUGGUUUAUGAGGCCAACUUCGCUUCACUUUUUGUUCUUGCUAAUCACUUUUAGAUAAGCUCAUUGACUCUUAGCAUUGCCUUUUAGAGGUUACAGCAGAAGUAAUUAAGCACAAACAAAUCUAUUUGCCAGUUAUGAGCAGGGGUUUUUUUUUGGUGGUUGUUGUUGUUGUUUUUGUGGUGUGUGUGUGGUUCUCCAUCUUGUUUAACCUUAGAUGCUUGAGUUUGCAGUAGAGAUGAUGUCAAAUAUUCCACUAGCCUGACACGUAGACUCUGCUUCACAUACUGGGAUUUGCAUAUUCCUGGUGCCAUGUAGGAAAAAUCAUAAGUGGAUACAAUAAUCUUUCUGAAGUAUCAGUUCUACUCAGAUAUUUUGGGAGAAAUAUUUUAUACUAAAAUAAGAUCUGUAUUAUGGAAUAGAAUACUGUAUUUGUAUGAACCAUUCAUAUAAAAUAUGAUCCUUCAAAAAACUGUUUGCUUACAGCAAGUGGUGUUAGAACACAUUCUAGAAUGCCAGUCAGAGGUGCUGGGAGAGGAUGUUCCUUGCAUGGGGAAGUAACAUAUCUCAGUUGGCCUGCUGUGCUUAAACAUUCUGUGCUAAUCUAGCAUGUGGUACAGGACUACUUGCUUUGAAUGGUUUAUUUGUGGAUUUAAAGUUAUUUCUCCUCAUCUUUGAACUUUC